Messenger RNA from Neogale vison (American mink), 1314 nucleotides. It is a transcript of the gene MRPS17, whose product is annotated as mitochondrial ribosomal protein S17. The transcript has 3 exons. Lineage: Eukaryota; Metazoa; Chordata; Mammalia; Carnivora; Mustelidae. The record is from RefSeq and is a predicted model, not a curated record. Gene Ontology annotation, cellular component: ribosome; mitochondrial small ribosomal subunit. Bases 355 to 747 code for a protein of 130 amino acids. Gene Ontology annotation, molecular function: structural constituent of ribosome. Gene Ontology annotation, biological process: mitochondrial translation.
ACCCCAGCGUACCCCAGGCCCGGCGGACGGACCCAGCUGGGGGUGCCCUCCCGGAGCCGGGGAGGUCCCGGCCGUCUGGGCCUUCCGCGCGAGCAGCGGGGCGGGAACCUAAGGGCACAGGCACGCCCAGCGGAAGGAACGGAAUCGGGGACGCCGCGACCGCGCACCCUCAGAGCACUGCUGUGGCGGGAUCCUGUUCUCGCUCCCGUUGCGCACGGGGAGACUGAGGCCUGGGCGACAACGCCGGCUCCGUCCACGGUGUCAGGUGGAAGGCUGGGGGAAGGAGACGGAACGCGAGCGUCUCCGAAGCGGCGGUUCCGGAAGGCCGACAGGAGAGGUGACCAGAGCCACGUGAUGUCAGUAGUUCGUUCGUCCGUCCACGCCAAGUGGAUCGUGGGGAAGGUGAUUGGAACAGCAAUGCAAAAAACAGCCAAAGUGAGAGUGACCAGACUUGUUUUGGAUCCCUAUUUAUUAAAGUAUUUUAAUAAACGAAAAACCUACUUUGCCCACGAUGCUCUUCAGCAGUGCGCAGUUGGGGAUAUUGUGCUUCUCAAAGCUCUACCUGUUCCACGAACAAAGCACGUGAAACAUGAACUGGCCGAGAUCAUUUUCAAAGUUGGACGAGUCAUAGAUCCAGUGACUGGAAAACCCUGUGCAGGAACUACCUACCUGGAAAGCCCAGUCAGCUUAGAAACCACCUGCCUACCCAAAAAUCUGGAAGAACUCAAAAGCUCUUCAGCACAGUGAAGGAGGAUUGGAAGAAGGAGCCAAAGGGAAAGAUUGUUAAGUUUGCUUUAUGGAAAAAGAAAUUUUUUUAAGUUUCAUUACAAACUGUCUAAUUUCUCUCCCAGUAUUUAUGGAAUAGCUAAAAGUAAAUGAAGUAAAGGCCGUUAAAAUUUUUCAUAAAAGUUUAAGUGGACAUACUUUCCUCUUAGAGUAAGUGUGCCUAGCAGUCCCCUAGCAUUGUUUUAUAAGCUCACUGUGUUAGAAGGUGUCCUUUUUUUAUCAUUCAAAGGAAUCUUGAAUUUAUCUUAGAAUCUUUAUUUGGGGAGGAAAUAUCUUUCGAUAAAAAACAGAUAAGACUACAUUAAGUGAUAUUUAUUUUUGGUGGCAUAUAUUUGAAAUUAAAUUUUUUUCUGAUUUAACUAGUUACAAAUGGAAAUAAUUAACAGUCUGAUUGGGGUCAGACUUUAUCAGAUUAAAGUUUGUAUUAUGAAUGUUGAAACAUAGAAAAUAAAACUUGAAAAUUCUGUCACUUUUUUUAAAUCCUGUAUUCUAGCGUAGAUUAAAUAAAACUGAGUUCCUAAAAUCUGA